AUGACUACUUUAUACGUUAACGAAAAAACGGGGGUUGAUAGCUCCGAAGUUAAAGGAACUGAGCAGGAGCCAUUUGCAACUGCAGCUUAUGCAUUGUAUACUAGUGCCAACGACGAUAGCGUCAAAAUAUUGGUUUACAAAGAGUCUGACGAGGAAAAGAAGUCCGACGUUGAAUUGGCGUCUCUGAAGGACAAGCCCGAGGUUGAAUAUGUUGAAAUCUCGGCGUCUGCUUUAAAGAAAGCCAAGAAAGGUGCAGAUGGUUUGAAAAAGAAAGCCGAGAAACAAGCUGCUGCUGCUGCUAAGUUGAAAGAAGAGAGUCUAAACUUGCCAAAAGUAGCAGAAUUAGACUUGAGCUCCAUUGAGGAGGAUAAGUCCUUACCAAAAGCGAAAAAAAUCAAAUUGGCCAGCUUACAAGAAAACAUUGGUAUUCGGGUUUUGGUUCGCGGUUGGGUUCACCGUUUGAGAGUUCAAAAGGGAUUAGCGUUUAUCACUUUGAGAGACGGAACCGGGUUUUUGCAAUGUGUUCUCACUGGAGAUUUGGCCAAGGCCAAACAGACACAAGAGUUGACCAUUGAAUCCACGGUUGCUAUAAAGGGGGUUAUUUCCAAACUACCCGAAGGUAAAACUGCCCCAGGUGGAGUUGAGUUAAAGGCCGAUUUUUACGAAAUCUUGGGACUUGCACCAGGAGGCGAGGAUGCUUUUACCAACAAAAUUCAAGAGAAUGCUGAUCCUUCGUUGUUGUUAGACCAACGUCACUUAACCUUGAGAGGCGAAAGCAUUUCCGCCGUAAUGAAAGUUAGAGCUUCUUUCUUGGCGGCAAUAAGAAGAGUUUACAAAGAAGAAGGACUUUUGGAAGUCACUCCUCCAUGUAUGGUGCAAACACAAGUUGAAGGUGGAUCAACUUUAUUCAAAAUGGAUUACUAUGGAGAAGAAGCGUUCUUAACUCAAUCGUCUCAAUUGUAUUUGGAGACCUGUUUGCCAGCUCUUGGUGAUGUUUAUUGUGUUCAGGAAUCAUUCAGAGCUGAGAAAUCGCACACUCGAAGACAUUUGAGCGAGUACACUCAUAUUGAAGCAGAACUUGCUUUCCUCACGUUUGAUGAGUUAUUAGAACAUAUAGAGACUUUGAUUGUUAAAAGUGUUCAGUAUGUGUUGGAAGAUCCUGUAGCUGGAAAAUUAAUCGAGCAAUUGAACCCAGGUUUCAAGGCACCACAGUUACCGUUCAAGAGAAUGGAAUACAUAGAAGCUUUGCAAUGGUUGAACGAUAGAAACAUUUUGAACGACGAAGGUAAGCCAUUUAGUUUUGGUGAUGAUAUUGCAGAAGCUCAAGAAAGGAAAAUGGUUGAUACCAUUAACCAGCCAAUUUUGUUAACUAGAUUCCCCGUGGAAAUCAAAUCUUUCUAUAUGCAAAAAUGCAAAGACGAUCCAAGAGUCACUGAGUCGGUUGAUGUUCUAAUGCCCAAUGUUGGUGAAAUCACUGGUGGUAGUAUGAGAUCCUACAAUUACGAUGACUUGGUGGCAGGAUUUAAGAGAGAAAAUAUCGAUCCUGCGCCAUACUAUUGGUUCUUGGACCAACGUCGUUACGGUACCUGUGAGCACGGUGGAUACGGUCUUGGUACUGAGAGAAUUUUAGCAUGGCUCUGCGAUAGAUUUACAGUGAGAGAUUGUUCAUUGUACCCUAGAUUCACCGGUAGAUGCAAACCAUAA
This is a messenger RNA of Lodderomyces oxycetoniae, 1704 nucleotides long. Its product is annotated as DED81. Gene Ontology annotation, molecular function: nucleic acid binding; ATP binding; asparagine-tRNA ligase activity. The transcript has a single exon. Lineage: Eukaryota; Fungi; Ascomycota; Pichiomycetes; Serinales; Debaryomycetaceae. The record is from RefSeq and is a predicted model, not a curated record. Bases 1 to 1704 code for a protein of 567 amino acids. Gene Ontology annotation, cellular component: cytoplasm. Gene Ontology annotation, biological process: asparaginyl-tRNA aminoacylation.